Molecule: messenger RNA, 735 nt
Organism: Penicillium argentinense
Lineage: Eukaryota; Fungi; Ascomycota; Eurotiomycetes; Eurotiales; Aspergillaceae
Product: demethoxyubiquinone hydroxylase family protein
Exons: 1
Coding region: 1-735 (244 amino acids)
Biological process (GO): ubiquinone biosynthetic process
Cellular component (GO): mitochondrial inner membrane
Molecular function (GO): 3-demethoxyubiquinol 3-hydroxylase activity
Source: RefSeq, a predicted model, not a curated record
AUGGAGGCGGUCCCUGCUCUCCGAAGAUGCCUGCUGGCACAAUGUCGUCGCCCAUCAUCACGACCGUCUCCGGUCUUCCUUGACUUCCUCGCCCCAACGGCCCUGCGUUCCCACCGAUACGCCUCGACGACCGGGACUGCCGGCACCUCCAAGCCUCGAUAUGUUCUCAGCAAGACUCAGCGCGAAUUUUUGGACAGUGCGUUGCGAGUCAACCAAGCCGGUGAACUCGCCGCAACCCUCAUCUACACCGCGCAGAACCCACAAGUGGUCCGGUCUCACCCGCACCUCCGGCCAUUGAUGAAGCACAUGUACGACCAGGAAGCAGGCCACCUAAAGACAUUCAAUCACCUCAUCGCGAAGCAUGAGAUCCGACCAACUGCCAUGUACCCGGUCUGGGAGGCUGCUGCGACUUUCCUAGGGUGGUCAACUGCCGCGCUAGGCAGAGAAGCUGCAAUGGCAUGUACUGAGGCGGUGGAGACGGAGAUUGGGUCACAUUAUAACGACCAAGUGAGGGAAAUUCUUUCGUGGGAGGCUGAUGCAGAGAGGAGGGGCGAAGAGCUCGAUGAUGAGUUGAAGGAGAUGCUAUCCACAUUCCGGAGGAUUCGGGAUGAGGAACUUGAGCACCUAGACCACGCCGUCGCCAACGAUUCCAAGGAGGCUAAGCCUUACGAUCCACUGGUGGAUGUAAUUCGCCUUGGUUGCAGGACUGCCAUCAAGAUCAGCGAAAAGGUGUGA